Messenger RNA from Paramacrobiotus metropolitanus, 1296 nucleotides. Its product is annotated as probable dimethyladenosine transferase. Gene Ontology annotation, biological process: rRNA methylation. Lineage: Eukaryota; Metazoa; Tardigrada; Eutardigrada; Parachela; Macrobiotidae. The coding region runs from base 139 to 1065 and encodes 308 amino acids. Gene Ontology annotation, molecular function: rRNA (adenine-N6,N6-)-dimethyltransferase activity. The record is from RefSeq and is a predicted model, not a curated record. The transcript has 9 exons. Gene Ontology annotation, cellular component: mitochondrial matrix.
UUUCCGAUUUUUGUCAGGUUUUGACGUUUUGUGGAACAGUUUCAAGGAUUCAGCCAUUCCCUAUAGUUUCUUAACUUGGAUAACAAAUAAUAUCUGUGAUCGAUUGUCCAGUCUGGUAUCAUACAAGCGACAGCAGUUAUGCCCAAGAUCAAGAGCGAGAAGCGGAAUGAUGCGCGUAAAUCGGGUUCUCUGCAGGGCCAAGGUAUUCAUUUCAAUCGCGAUUUCGGUCAGCAUAUCUUGAAGAAUCCCUUAAUCUUGAACGCCAUCGUAGACAAGGCCAACAUUCGGCCGUCGGAUGUUGUUCUGGAAGUGGGUCCGGGAACGGGCAACUUGACAGUGCGUCUGCUGGAGAAAGCCAAUAAAGUGAUCGCCUGUGAAAUUGAUACGCGAUUGGUGGCCGAACUGCAGAAGCGCGUGCAGGGAAGUCCAUUAGCCUCCAAACUACAAAUCAUACAAGGCGAUGUGCUGAAAUUGGAUCUGCCUUAUUUCGACGUGUGCGUUGCCAAUUUGCCCUAUUCGAUAUCUUCCCCCUUUGUAUUCAAACUCCUCCUGCAUCGUCCGCUGUUCCGCUCCGCCGUGCUCAUGUUCCAGCAGGAGUUCGCCCAGCGCCUGGUGGCACAGGCCGGCGAUAAGCUGUACUGCCGGUUAUCCAUCAACACCCACCUCCUGUCCCGCGUCGACCAUCUGAUGAAGAUCGGCAAGAACAACUUCCGGCCUCCGCCCAAAGUGGAGAGCAGUGUCGUCCGCAUUGAACCGAAAAAUCCCCCGCCCGACAUCAAUUACAAGGAAUGGGAUGGGCUGGUACGCAUUGCCUUUGUUCGGAAAAACAAGACUUUGGCCGCGGAAUUCAAGGCCAAAACGGCGCUGGAAGUUAUGGACAGGAAUUACCGGAUACAUUGCUCGCAGCAUAAUUUGCCGCUUCCUCCCGAUUUUGACAUCCGCGGUAAAGUGGAUGAGAUUCUGCAGAAGAGCGGUUUCGCGCAGAAGCGAUCACGGAAUAUGGACGUGGAUGAUUUCCUCCAGUUGCUGCAGGAAAUGAAUGCCGGUGGACUGCACUUCUCAUGAGACUGCGAUAUACAUGCGACCAGCGUCCAGAGACAUUAUUUGAUUAUUGUUAGUGUACUGAUGGAAGCGUAUAAUAUCAAAAAUAUAAAGAAAUUAUCGGGCGAUUUGUGUUUUGCGGUGUGCCGAUUAGAAUAACCGACGAUCUGUUCAUUCGUACUGUACGGUUGUACUGCAGUCUGUAAAACUCGUGUGUGAUGCGUCGUUGGCAAUCGGCACUGCCUUCUUCCGAAG